Molecule: messenger RNA, 2114 nt
Organism: Corythoichthys intestinalis (scribbled pipefish)
Lineage: Eukaryota; Metazoa; Chordata; Actinopteri; Syngnathiformes; Syngnathidae
Product: sodium channel subunit beta-1-like
Exons: 6
Coding region: 802-1467 (221 amino acids)
Biological process (GO): cardiac muscle cell action potential involved in contraction; regulation of heart rate by cardiac conduction; regulation of sodium ion transmembrane transporter activity
Cellular component (GO): voltage-gated sodium channel complex
Molecular function (GO): transmembrane transporter binding; sodium channel inhibitor activity
Source: RefSeq, a predicted model, not a curated record
CUGGGAGGCAGACGUGCCGCUGAAUGUGGCGCAGCAAAAACACUACACGGAUCACCCAGGAAGCAUCCUUUAUUAUUUUUUUCCUCGCCGUUUAUAGAUUUAUUUGCGUUUUCGCAGAUAAAUCUGCGAGGCGAGCGCUACCAACUGUUUUUAUACACGAGGAUUUAUAAAAUAGCGGAAUAUCCAGGUUUUCCUCAAGGUACCAUCGUAAAGGAGAGGACUACAUUUCCAUCCGACAAGGCCUCUAAUUGACGACAGUAGGCGAUCAAAUUAAGAUUAAAUAUAUUCAGUCAUUUUUAGGGUCGAAUUAUUGUCGUUAUUGUUUAAAUGGAAUCAUUGGAUUUUUAAUUUGGCUAGCGUUCAUAUCAUUAUUGACUUGCAUGCACGUUAGAAUAAAAAAAAAAAACACGUUACAAAACUGCAUUUAUGAACGUUAUUCGACACCGUUUGAGAUUAUUGUAUGUAUUCCCAUGCAGGUGCAGUAGCACUGAAACCUCAAGGGAAAGAUAAUUGAAUCUUGAGACACAGAGCUAUUAUAUGAUUAGCUAUUUUCAAAAUAAAAUCAAAAGGAGCACAUGAAUUGAUUCAAAAAUAACAAUAAUAAUAAAUAUAAUCUAUUGUUUUCAUUGAAGUGGUUAUAUGAGCCAAAAGAAGUACAACAGUUGGGUUGUAAUAUUGGAAAUAAAAGGUUGUGUUAGCAUGGAUGUGUAGUUGCUAGCCUAUAAAGUAGUAAUAACAUUAAAUUUGGAAAAAAUACAUUCUUGAAGAUCCUGAUUUCAAAAUAAAAGCCCAAUCGGUGACAUGCCAACAAUUCGCGUACUACUACUACUUCUCUCCUGCGCAUUAUUUGUGCGCCGGUGUCAUGGGGCGUGUGCUGAAGUCGACUCUGACACGGAGGCAGUGGCGGGCAAGGGAUUUAAACUGGGCUGCAUAUCCUGCAAAAUGAGGAGUGAGGUCAAAGCCAGCGCCACCAUCGAAUGGUUCUUCCAGGCGAAAGGAGAAGAAGAGUUUGUGCAGAUCUACACCUACAAUGAAUACGGCCCCACGAUAGAAUACGACUUCUUCACGGAUCGUCUGGACUGGAACGGGAGCAAGAGCAGCAACGACAUCCAAGACGCAUCCAUCUACAUUCUCAACGUCACCUUCAACGACACGGGCACUUACCGUUGUAUCUUCACCCGUACUCUCUUAUACGAGAACUAUGAGAACACCACGAUGAUCAGCAAAGAGGUUCACCUCCAUGUAGUGGCUAAAGCGACCCGAGGUACAGCUUCCAUCGUGUCGGAGGUCAUGAUGUACGUGUCCAUCAUCGGCCUGCAGGUGUGGCUCCUCAUCGAGAUGAUAUAUUGCUACAGGAAAAUAGCGGCAGCCGGGGAGGAAGCGUUAAGAGAAGCCGCGAACGCGGAGUAUUUAGCAAUAGCGUCGGAAAGUAAAGAUAACUGCGCGGAUGUGCAAGUUGGAGAAUAGCGAAGGCUUCCAUUUUGGAGUGACCGGAUCUCGCCCGCUAACUGCAUGAAACCAAGUUGGGAAGAGGAACAGGACUGCAUCCUCAUCUCCAGUCAUUAUGCACUAAUUAGCCACAUUGUUAAAAGCAUUCACACUUACGUAUUAGGUUGACUUUCUGUCUAUUUAUAUGAUAUGCGCAACACUGCCUGUGUGACGGUUCGGGUUGAUUGUACAUGAAAGCUUUUUUAACCAACUCCUGUUUGAUUUGGAAAAGAGUCCAUAUGGAUGUUAUUUAUAAAAAAACAAAAAAACAAAGUGAACUGAUUGUCUUGGUUCAGUGACACAUUAAAUGUACUAAUAAAAGGAGAAAAGUUUGGUGUUUCGUGUGUGGUUUUACGAAAAUGUGAAAACAGUUUUGGUGUUAUGUUACGCAAGUUUUAUUUUCUUAAAGCUGAAUCAGUUUUAUCUUUACAAUUUUAACACGCAGUCCGUGUCGGGGUAGCGAGGCAGAUUGAGAUGGUACUUCUUUUCCAGGGCGGGUGGCACGAAGCGGCCACCUAGGAAGUGGUGGCGUCCCUUGAAAAGGUUGGCGGAGCUUUUGGGAGCGGUGAGAGAGAUGAGCGUGUCGGGCUGCAAGCCGUCAAUGCUCCCUUGCUCGACAUCCCAAC